This is a messenger RNA of Cladocopium goreaui, 1212 nucleotides long. Lineage: Eukaryota; Dinophyceae; Suessiales; Symbiodiniaceae. The record is from the annotation of a GenBank genome assembly.
AUGGCACUGGAAUAUGUUUUUGGUGUGGCAUUCACCCUGGAAAUUUUGGUGAAACUCUUAGCGUUCGAAUUCUGCGAAUUUGCACGAGAUCUUUGGAAUUGGUUCGAUACCUUCCUCGGGAUGCUUCCAGUGAACACCACAUUGCUGCGCUUGAUGCGGCUGCUUCGCUUGCUAAGGCUGGUGCGAUUGAUAAAAACUUUUGACUCACUCUAUUUGAUGACAACUGCCUUGAAGGGCAGUGCAUUGAUUCUCACCUGGGCAUGUGUGCUGUUGAUGGUGCUCCAGGUGCUCAUUGCCCUCUUGUUGAACCAAGUCUUGUAUGAUUCGUAUUUAGAUGAGACCAGCUUCCCCAUAGAGGAGAGGCGGGAAGUGUUUGAAUACUUUGGAACGUUCACGCGCUCUAUGCUGUCCAUGUUUGACACAUCGCCUACUACCUCCUGGACCUGGAAGAGUCCUCGGUUUGUGUGGGCUACCUCCUGGCUUUGCUGGCCUAGUGGUGGUGCGAAAGGUAGGCUAACGGUGAAUGGUCGUGGACGCACCCUGCGUUGCCUACAAUCAGUUUGCGUCGUGCUCACGACCAUUUGCAGUGUGGCCUUCACGGAGGCGGGCGGCAUCUACUUCACGGAAUGGUUUAUGCUUCUAUGUAUUCUUCAUAAGUUGGUCAUUGGCUUUGCAGUCGUUGGAGUGAUCAAUGGCGUUUUUAUUCAGGAGACAUUCAAAGUCGCAUCAUCAGACAAUCAGAUUAUGAUGAGGCAGAAAGAAAGAUCUUACAAAUUGCACGAAAUGAAGAUGAGACAGCUAUUUAUGGAAGCUGAUACCGAUGGCGAUGGUUUUGUGAACGCAGAUGAAUGGCGAGAACUUGUUAGCCAUCCCGCUGUGCAGUUAUGGCUUGGCUCAAUGGACCUGGAUGCUGCUGACGCAGAUGGCCUCUACGAGUUGAUCCACGACUUGGAUCAAGAUGGUGAUCUCACCAUGGAUGAGCUCAUCAGGGGCGUCGCACGGCUCAAGGGCACAGCGAGAAGCUAUGACUUGCAGAUGCUACUCCGACAGGUGCUGGCUCUGACGGAGUCCGUGGACAAGUUGAAGAGAAGUGUGGAUCGAAGGUCACGGGCGAACAGAGUGUCAGACCAGGAUGAGAUUGAGCUCAACGAUACUUCCGAUAGGGAGGCGAAGGACGUGCCAGUCCACGGGCUCUAUAGUGAAAGCCUUUGA